Messenger RNA from Eruca vesicaria subsp. sativa (arugula), 1908 nucleotides. Lineage: Eukaryota; Viridiplantae; Streptophyta; Magnoliopsida; Brassicales; Brassicaceae. The record is from the annotation of a GenBank genome assembly.
AUGAAUAUCAUCAACAGAGAAGAGGCUCUUAGAGCCAAAGAUUUAGCAGAAGGGUUAAUGGAAAAGUCUGAUUUCACCGGAGCUCGUAAGCUCGCGUUGAAGGCUCAAAAAAUGGAUCCCACCUUGGAGAACAUAACACACAUGACAAUGGUGUGUGAUGUGCACUGCGCUGCAACAGAGAAGCUUUUUGGGAACGAGCUAGAUUGGUACGGUAUACUUCAGAUUGACAUGUAUUCUGAUGAUAUAGUCAUCAAGAAACAGUACAGGAAGCUGGCGCUUCUUCUCCACCCUGAUAAAAACAAGCUCCCCGGUGCUGAGUCUGCUUUUAAACUGAUCGGUGAAGCUCAGAGGAUACUUUUGGAUAAAGAUAAAAGGAGUGUUUAUGAUAUUAAACGUAGAGCUUGGAGAAAGCCUGCACCAGCACCAGUGUAUAAAACUCAACAGGUGCCGAGGAACCGUGCACAGCAGGCAAGUGUUAACUUGAGGAAUGUUUACAACGAUUUGAGAGCUAAAGCCACACCACCAGCAGGUUUCAGUCACCGUCCAACGUUUUGGACCUCUUGUCCCUUCUGCAGGUUGAGGUAUGAGUAUGGUAGGGAACAUGUCAUGAAAGAAACUACUUGUCUGGGUUGCAGAAAACAGUUCACUGCUUUUGAAAUCCCUUGCCAAAGUGUACCACCGGCGAAAAACUCUAGCCAGACUACUUCUUUCCCACAACAGAACAAGUUUCCAGCCCAAAAUGCUUGCAGUGAACCGCCACAGCAUCCAGACGGUCCUGCCACUGUUCCCUCUGGAAAGGCAACUACUGUUCCUUCUGGAAAGGCAACAGCUACUGGAAAGAUGAAGAGAAAGAGAAAGUAUAUGGAUGAAUCUAGUGAUAGUUCUGACAGUGAAAGUGAUGACGAGUUCGGAGAUGUUGUCAAUGGUGAUACACAAGGUUUGAGGUCCAAUGGAGGACAGCAGCCUCGGAGGUCAGUCCGUAGCAAGCGGCAGGUUUCAUAUAAGGAGAAUUUGAAGGAGGAUGAUGUAGACUUAGUUAAUGAAGAUGGGGGAGAGUCUGGGAAAAAUAUUGAUACUGAAAAGGAAGAAGAGCUAGAAGGCGAAAAGCAGACACAUGAAACCUUGCCGAAUGGCAUAACCCGAAAGGAGAAGAUUGAAGAAGAUCAGGUGAAGUUGGAAAGCGAAGAUAGUGGCAAUGAUUCAGAGGAGGAUUUAUGUUCAGGGAGUGAAGCAAAACCAAAGGUUAUCAACUGUGAUGAUCCUGAGUUCAGUGACUUCGAUAAGCUGAGGGCAGAAAGCUGUUUUAAAGCUGGCCAAAUCUGGGCUUUAUAUGAUGAUGGAGAAGGAAUGCCUAGAUUUUAUGGUCUCAUAAAAAAAGCUACAAUAACUCCAGUUUUCUCGGUAACUUACAUAUGGUUAGAGUCAGAAGAAGAUGAAGAAGAACGAAACUUGCCUGUUUCUGUUGGUAAGUACGAACUUGGUGGAGAGGAGAAGACAGAUAACACUGAAGUUUUCUCUCAUUUGGUCGAGAGCAAAUCAAGAAGCAGGCGCUACUUUAAGGUAUUCCCGAAGAAAGGAGAGACGUGGGCUCUUUUCAAGAACUGGAACAUGGACUUAUCCUCAGGCUCUUCUCAUGAGUAUGAGUUUGUUGAGAUCCUGUCUGAUCAUACAGAGGGAGCCGCGAUAUUAGUGGGGUUCUUGUCUAAAGUAGAAGGCUUUAAAUUUGUUUUCUGUCCAGUGCCAAAGGAUGGAUUAGACACUGGUGAGAUUCCACCUCAUGAGUUCUGUAGAUUCUCACAUGGGAUUCCUUCAAACAGAUUGAAGGGAACAGAAGGGAGAGGCAUCUCAGAAGGUUGGUAUGAGCUUGAUCCAGCUGCUUUACCAGUCCCUGGCUCUCCACCUUCAUGA